AUGACUAACAAGGACAUCGAGUACGAGACAACAGACGUCGUCAUCUGCGGCUGCGGACCCACGGGCGCAAUGCUCUCGGGCUAUCUAAGCCGCAUGGGCGUGAGACACAUCGUCCUUGAAAAAGAGAGCGCGAUCACGACUGACCCGCGAGGGAUUGCGCUGGAUGAAGACGGGAUUCGGCUGCUUCAGGGGGUUGGGAUCUAUAAGCAGGUCUAUAGCGAGAUUGGGACGUGUAUGCAGCUGUUCAAGUUCAUCGGUGGGACACGGCCGGACUUGCACCGGGAUGCGUUUCUGGAGAUGGAUUACGCUACGACCGAAGGCGGCACAGGCCACGUCGGUUUCAUCUGCCACAAGCAGCCGGUCCUUGAGCGACAUCUGCGCGCGGCCAUGGCCUCCGAGUUCAGUCAACUCCGGUCGAAUUGCACAGUGAUGGGUAUCAAGCAGGACACCCACUGGACAUAUUGCCGCUACCGUGAUGAGCACGGCGAGGAGCAUGCCAUCCGCUCGAGAUUCUUCGUCGGCGCGGAUGGGAAAACCGGCUUCACGAGGAAGAAUUACCUCGAGCCAUUGGGGAUUCGGAUGGAGCAAGCUCAUGACGCCUUCUACGACGAAACCUGGGUGGCCCUGAACUGGCAAAUCGACCUCCCAACUCCGAAAACACACCCCGACUUCCCCCUCUGGUCACUGGGGUACUCGCCGCAGGACGUAUACAACCUGUUCUUCCCCGUUCACUUCCGUUUCAUCUGCAAUCCAGAGCGGCCGGCGGUCUGCGGCCGCUUCGGUCUGCCCGCAGACAGGCUGUGGCGAUUCGAGUUUGUCGUUCGACCAGGCGAGGAUCCCGAUAUGAUGGCGACGGGCGAGAAGACGGCGGAGAUUAUUUUCCCGUAUAUUACGCAUAAGGGGGAAAGAUAUGGGUUGUCACAGGACGUCCAGUACCCCGAAGACUGCAUCCGCGUCCUCCGCUCUCGCCCCUUUCGCUUCGCAGCGCGCGUCUGCAACCGCUGGUCUCACGGCCGCGUCAUUCUAUGCGGAGACGCAGCGCACGUCUUUCCUCCCUUCGGUGGUCAAGGCAUCGCCUCCGGCUUCCGCGACGCCGCCUCGCUCGCCUGGCGCCUCGCCUUCCUCAGCCGCUUACGACCCGACCAGACCUCCUCAUCCUCCUCCUCGACCAACACCCAAAAUGAGCAAAGCCACACCCACAUCCUCCAUGCCUGGUGCACCGAACGCAAACAACAGCUCUCCGCGUCCCUCGCAUCCACAAUCGAAAACGGCCGCUUCGUCACCGAGGCGAAUCCGCUGCGGAUAUUACUGCGGAGUGUUUAUCUGUUCGUUGUGAAUCUUGUUCCGGGGUGGAGGAGGGAGAUGAGGUUGGGGAGGAGGAGGGAGGGACUUGGGAGGUAUGUAUAUCAGGGUAUGGAGGGGGAGGGGGCGGGGUACAGGGAGAGGGAGAGGGAAAGUGGGCGGGGAUUGGCGAUGCCGUUUAUGCCCGAGAUGGGUGGGGGGGUUUGUUUGCCGCAGGUAUAUUGUAAGUCUGUUGGGGGUUCGGGAAUGGACAGAGGUGGAGGAGGAAAGGGGAGUGUGUUCUUCACGGAUGAUGUCAUCUUUGGCGUCCACAAGAAGGGUCUCUUCCAGCUCCUCGUCUCUCUGGAUACGCUCUCCCGUCUCCAAGGCGCGAUGGAGAUGGUCGCCGACGUCAAGAGCGCACUAGUGGAGGGGAUAGAAGAUGAAGACAUUUGCCUCGGCGAGCCCACGUACCUAGUGCAAGACACUGGUCCUGGUACUCCCACCGGGAUGCCCUCUUCAGCAACGAUAUACCAACUCGCAAGCGCGGAGGAGUUUGCGGCCUCGCCGCUUUGCGAGGGGCGGCCGGCUCCGCAGGGGUAUGACCCUCUCUACCUCGCAAAGGCUGUGGGUAGCGGGAUGCGAUUUGUGAUUGUUCGUCCGGAUAGGUUUAUUUUCGCGUCGUGCACGGACAGCAAGGAGCUCGAGAGGGCUGUGAGGGCGGUUGUGGGGUACUUGCGUGGGUGCUGA
This is a messenger RNA of Aspergillus calidoustus, 2031 nucleotides long. The record is from the annotation of a GenBank genome assembly. Lineage: Eukaryota; Fungi; Ascomycota; Eurotiomycetes; Eurotiales; Aspergillaceae.